GCAGGGGCGCGCCCUCCAUUUUGUGGAACGCAGGAGCAGCUAAGUGCGUCAGUUUUGGAAAGACGUAGACGAGUUUAGUCCUGGUUUGCGGGGAGGCAGACGGCUCCGUCGCAGACUACGGACCUCUCUGGUCUCUCAGCUGCCAAAGACCCUGUCCGGUAGGUGAGUGACUCACUUUGAGGGAAAGGCUUCUCGGAUCGAGGCUUCUUCAUGGCCGCUCAGAUCGUGAGUGGCCAGGGCUGCUCUCUUUGCGGAGGACGGCGUCCAAUGAGCGCAGUUUAUUCGAGGAAAUACUAGCCGGAUAUCAUGAGUGGCUGUCGAGUAUUCAUCGGGAGGCUAAAUCCCGCGGCCAGGGAGAAGGACGUGGAAAGGUUCUUCAAGGGGUAUGGACGAAUAAGAGAUAUUGAUCUGAAAAGAGGCUUUGGUUUUGUGGAAUUUGAGGAUCCCAGGGAUGCAGAUGAUGCUGUAUAUGAACUUGAUGGAAAAGAACUCUGCAGUGAAAGGGUUACUAUUGAACAUGCUAGGGCUCGAUCUCGAGGUGGAAGAGGUAGAGGACGCUAUUCUGACCGUUUUAGUAGUCGCAGACCUCGAAAUGAUAGACGAAAUGCUCCACCUGUAAGAACAGAAAAUCGGCUUAUAGUUGAAAAUUUAUCUUCAAGAGUCAGCUGGCAGGAUCUCAAAGAUUUCAUGAGACAAGCUGGGGAAGUAACCUUUGCGGAUGCACAUCGACCUAAAUUAAAUGAAGGGGUGGUAGAGUUCGCCUCUUAUGGUGAUUUAAAGAAUGCUAUUGAAAAACUUUCUGGAAAGGAAAUAAAUGGGAGAAAAAUCAAAUUAAUCGAAGGCAGCAAAAGGCACAGUAGGUCACGAAGCAGGUCUCGUUCCCGAACCAGGAGUUCCUCUAGGUCUCGUAGCCGAUCUCGUUCCCGGAGUCGCAAGUCUUACAGCCGGUCCAGGAGCCGGAGCCGGAGCCGGAGCAAGUCCCGUUCUGUUAGUAGGUCUCCUGUGCCUGAAAAGAGCCAGAAACGUGGUUCUUCAAGUAGAUCUAAGUCUCCAGCAUCUGUGGAUCGCCAGAGGUCCAGGUCCCGAUCCCGGUCAAGGUCCAGAUCAGUUGACAGUGGCAAUUAAACUGUAAAUAACUUGCCCUGGGGGCCUUUUUUAAAAACACACACACAAAAAUUCCCAAACCAUACUUGCUAAAAAUUCUGGUAAGUAUGUGCUUUUCUGUGGGGGGGUUGGGGGUGGGAUUUGGAGGGGGGUUGGGUUGGGCUGGAUAUCUUUGUAGAUGUGGACCACCAAGGGGUUGUUGAAAACUAAUUGUAUUAAAUGUCUUUUGAUAAGCCUUCUGCUCACAUUUUUGUGAAUGUCUGAAGUGUAUAGUUUGUGUAUAUUGAGAGAGCUCUUUUAUAACUAAAGCAAAUUUAAUUUUUUUGUACUAGAAAAGAUUUGAACAUUUUAGUUCUUGGUUAUUCAAAUAUGUUAAUUCAGAAUUAGUUUAAUGCCUCAAUUAAACUAAUUAAUAGCUUUGGACACUUAAAAGAGCUCUAAAUUUGCUUGUACAUAAAGGCUUGAGUUUUCCUUGUUAGGGUCAAGGGUGUCCUCCCACCCACCCUUUAACAGCUGCCUGACGACACGUUAAAGCAGCUGUUUGUUAUUGAUAAUAAAAGAUUAUAAAACUGC
This is a messenger RNA of Felis catus (domestic cat), 1677 nucleotides long. It is a transcript of the gene SRSF5, whose product is annotated as serine and arginine rich splicing factor 5. The transcript has 8 exons. Bases 307 to 1125 code for a protein of 272 amino acids. Gene Ontology annotation, cellular component: ribonucleoprotein complex; cytoplasm; nucleus. Lineage: Eukaryota; Metazoa; Chordata; Mammalia; Carnivora; Felidae. Gene Ontology annotation, molecular function: mRNA binding. The record is from RefSeq and is a predicted model, not a curated record.